Molecule: messenger RNA, 2025 nt
Organism: Glossina fuscipes
Lineage: Eukaryota; Metazoa; Arthropoda; Insecta; Diptera; Glossinidae
Product: somatostatin receptor type 3-like
Exons: 1
Coding region: 170-1948 (592 amino acids)
Biological process (GO): G protein-coupled receptor signaling pathway
Cellular component (GO): neuron projection; membrane
Molecular function (GO): peptide binding; somatostatin receptor activity
Source: RefSeq, a predicted model, not a curated record
GAUAACACAACAAUACGAGUUAUAUUCAUACCAUACCAUACCAGGAAGGGUAAAUUGAUUUCCUUUUUAAUAAAUACCCACACUAGCCCAUCUGAUAUCAACAUGUAUGCGUUAAAUAGAACAUAAAAUCGACUGAACUGAAAACUGCAAGAAUAACUAUAUUAAAAUAAUGAAUAUAACAAAAAGAAAGCCUUUGCCAUAUUGGCAACAGUUAUGGCAUGUGUUUGUCAUAUACAAUAUCACGGGCAUAGCCUUGCUAUUAAAUUUUUGUAGUUUAACACAAGCAAUCAACAAGCAAACAAUAACGGAAACAGCGGCAAUAAUAGAACUGACAUCAACUAGUUUUACUACAAUAGAAAGGGAGAAUGGAAAAGUAAAUAACUACAAUGGAGGCAUUGUAUUAAAUGAAUAUCCGGCCGAUAACACCGCGACAGCCAACGCCACCGCAUACUGGAACAGUGAACAGAAAAAGUUGUUGGAUAAAGUUUUCAUGUGGCCUGAUAACAAUUUAACAAAUUCCGACAUUAUUACAACUUUGUUGCCAUUUAAUGUCGCUGCGACGGAGACAGUAUCAACCCCAACCGUAAUUAGUACCGAUUUAACAGCUUUAGAAGAAGAAAUUGAAGAGAUGGUGGACCGGUCAAUUAAUCCCAAUAUAAGUUUAACAGGUGGUCAAACAAAACAUUUAUUAAGUAUGCAUCAGGAGUGUGUAGAAAAUCGCAAUGCCUUGGCUCACAUAUUCACCAUCAUUAUGUAUUCGGUGGUGUGUGUGAUUGGCUUGCUUGGCAACACUCUUGUUAUUUGGGUCGUGUUAAGGUUCUCAAAAAUGCAAACCGUUACAAAUAUCUACAUAUUAAAUUUGGCCAUAGCCGAUGAAUGUUUUCUAAUCGGAAUCCCCUUUCUACUGUACACAAUGCGUAUUUGUAGUUGGAAAUUUAGUGAAUAUAUGUGUAAAGCGUAUAUGGUAAGCACAUCCAUUACCCAAUUUUCCUCAUCCAUAUUCUUGCUGAUAAUGGCCGCUGAUAGAUAUAUUGCUGUCUGCCAUCCCAUUGAAUCGCCACGGUAUCGAACUUUACCUAUAGCGAAAUGGGUAACAUUAAUUGCUUGGUUCACUUCGGUAAUACUUAUGUUGCCGGUUAUAUUGUUUGCCACUACAAUUAGGCAAGAGGAUGGCAUUCAUUAUUCGUGUAAUAUCGAUUGGCCAGAAAUGUAUCGAAAUCAUUCAGGCGUUACAUUUAUACUCUAUACAUUCCUUUUAGGCUUUGCAAUACCGUUGAGUUUCAUUUUAAUCUUUUACGUUCUCGUUAUACGGAAAUUGCGUACGGUACAGAAAAAGCAUAAAUCGAAAGAAAAGAAAAAAUCGCAUCGGAAGGUAACACGUCUGGUAUUGAUCGUAAUUACAGUCUAUACAUUAUGUUGGCUACCGCAUUGGGUAUCGCAGGUAUCAUUAGUUUUUACCUACGUAACUCAUCGAGAAUUAACAAGUUUUGAAAUUUUACUAAUCUUGAUUUUUGGUUGUUUGGCUUAUUCAAAUUCGGCCAUGAAUCCAAUACUUUAUGCAUUUCUAAGCGAUAAUUUUCGCAAAUCAUUUAGCAAAGCAUUCACUUGCGUUAGCAAACAAGAAAUAGAAGCCCAACUAUUUAACGAACAUAGUGCUCUUACGCAUAAACGAACGGGCAGCGGUAGUUGGCGUAAGGGCUCUAGACGUUUAUCAGCUCAGCAACGGAACAUGCCUUUGCAAAGUACUAAUAGCUUUUUGGCAGUUACUGCGGUGAAUAAUUGUGCUGGCAAUUCGUCAUCGGGCAAUUCUGCCUCCUCCACAACCACUACUGCAGAUAAAUUAUCAACAAGCACAGGUACGGAGACUAAAGUUUGCGAUGAAAAAAAUAGCGAUUGUAAGGUCACCAUCGAAACGGAAAAGAUAAUGUUGGCAAUAAACAAUGAGUGAAACGAAUAUCAGAAUGUAUUUGAUAGAAAGGAAACAGAAAGAAAAAAACUAUCUUAACCUAAAACAAGGAAUCGAAU